Salvia splendens (bonfire salvia) is the source of this 1970-nucleotide messenger RNA. RefSeq names its product F-box protein At3g07870. The transcript is spliced from 3 exons. Gene Ontology annotation, molecular function: protein binding. NCBI's taxonomy places the organism in Eukaryota, Viridiplantae, Streptophyta, Magnoliopsida, Lamiales, Lamiaceae. The coding region runs from base 462 to 1673 and encodes 403 amino acids. The record is from RefSeq and is a predicted model, not a curated record.
UCCAAAUCCAAAAUCAUAAUGAAAUCACAAACAGUAAACCUCUAAAAAAAUGGUGACUUCUCAAUCGAAAUCAAACCCGUAUCAUCUCCACCCAAAUGUUGCGGAGUAAUUUCUGUAAUUGAUCGAAGAAAACAGUCGUAUUCUCCUACUCUGUGGCAGAAAUUAGGAAUGAGCCUUCAGUUCUAUGUUAGGGUUCAUGAAUUAGUUUGUUUUGGCUGUGUUUUGAGCUAUGAAGAAAAAAAGAAAAACGAAAUUAAAGCCAGUGUAGCGAAGAAUUUAGGGAAUGCAGAUGUUUUAAUUGAGCAAUGAGGAAUUACAGGUGAAAGUUGAUACAUUUUUGCACUCCUUUCUUAAAGGAUGCUUUGCCGGAUUAGCAAUAUGAGGCUGAGCCCACAUCGCUAUAUUAAAUGCGUCUAUUAUAAACCACGCCCAAGUUCAUCAGUUGCAGAAAGUGUGAAACAAUGGAGAGGUCCCUCACCGAGCUACCUCCAGAAAUUCUCUCAGACAUCCUCUCAAGGCUUCCCAUCACGAGGCUGCUUACAUGCAAAGCUGUAUGCAAAACCUUUCUUGAGACAACAUCCUCCAAUCCAUACUUCAACUCUCUGCUUUCAUCAAAAAUGGCCCUCUAUCUCAUAGUCCAGUUCGGAAACUCCAACCAUCCUACAGGGUCAGUUCAUUUGAUUGACUCUGGACUAGAUACUGCAUUUUUGUCGACUGAGAUGGCCGAAUUGAAACCUAUGUUUCAUAUUCCGGAUUAUCCUGGCAGGUAUCAUAAGAGUUACAAUAUGCAUGCUGGGGAUCAAAAUAAUUUUUGUUUGGUUAAUUCAUGUGAUGGAUUACUGUACUUUGCUGAACGAGAUUGUUGUGAGCGCUCAUUUGUUUGUAAUCCUGUAAUGGAAGACUAUCUAACUCUGCCUGAAGUUGUUAAGGAUAGGAAUCUGUUUCAGCUAACAAUGGGGUCAUGGUUUGGGUUUAGUGUGGGGGAUAAUCGAUAUAAAGUUUUGAGGAUUUUAACCACAGUAAUUGGUAGACCUCGGGAAUUUGGGUUCAAGCAGGUGUUUUCGGCUCAAGUUCUUGUGGUAGGGUCAUCUUCGUGGAGAGAUAUCGGAGAGCAGCCACCUUCCGAGCAUCUUACAUGGGAUACAUGCUUCAUUCUCUUGGAUGGAUCUGUUUAUUGGCUUUGCCAGUUUCCAGAGCUAUCAAAAUUCAUAGUCUAUUUUGAUUUCCAUCAAGAAAAAUUUGGGGAAAUUCCGUCUCCACCUGAACUCAGAAAUGGUUGGCGGAUAAAUCGACAUUAUGCAAGCAUGGGAGUCCUUGGAGGUUGUCUAUCUCUGGCUGUUAAUGUUCAGUCACUUGACAUAUGGGUUCUGCAGAGGUACGACAGUCAGGUGUCCUGGACCAGACAGUUUGUUAUUGAUACAUCGUUUCCUGUGGGGAAUCUUCUCGUUGAAGGCACGUUCAAGCCCCUGCAAGUUCUCGACAAUCGCUACGUAAUACUGAUGAUCUGGUCUGCCCUUGCCAUGGUGUGCUAUGAUUCGAAAGAGAGGACAUUCAAAAUUUUCAAUCUUAAUGGGGUUGGAUCCGUCUGCAGAUCUGCUCUGCUCAAGCCUAGCCUUGUUCCUCUGAUGGACGCCCUGAACAUUGACGAUGGCGAUGAGCAGAAUUUCGAGUAGAAAAAGAAGCAUCCAGGUUGCGUGCUCGUGGUUUAGAUCUUCCGCCUGAAAGCAUUUGCCUAAUCUCGAACGCACAUCCAGUAUCACUCUCUUCGAUUUCAGACCUAUGUUCUUCAAUUCAGUACUGUUUUAUUUUGAUGAUGUUGUUUCUGCGGUGAUGUACUGCUUCUUAAGUUACAUUUUUAGUAUUCUGUUUUUCAAAAUAAGUAGUGUGGUUAUGUAAUGUCAAAUGUGGAUUGUUAGAUCCUUCUUAUUGCAAUUUGCUUUGAAUAAAUGAAAUAUGAAUUGGUUGAAAAA